Molecule: messenger RNA, 2003 nt
Organism: Nezara viridula (southern green stink bug)
Lineage: Eukaryota; Metazoa; Arthropoda; Insecta; Hemiptera; Pentatomidae
Source: the annotation of a GenBank genome assembly
UUAAGAUUAUGUAACUAGGAAAACAAUUUUAACUGAAUUAUGCAUCUAUAUCUCAAAUGAUUUUUCUACUGAUAAUUAAAGAAAAUUUUUGCCAAACAUUGAAUAGCUGAUGAGUUUAUUUCUUAUGUGAUUCAUACUGAAGGCAGAGUUAUUUUAACAGCUGAUGUAAUGAUACGUAGACGUAUACGAAUGAUGUACUAUGGCACGUUAUCAUUAUUUGUUUGAAGUAAAGUAGUCGUUGGGUUUUUUUUGCCGCACAACUAAGUAUUAGAUUAUUAAUAAAAUGGGUGGCGGUCCGAGUGUGCCAAUUCCUGGAGGAGGAACUGAAGGAUACCAUGUUUUGAAGGUCCAAGAAAAAUCUCCUGGACAAGCUGCAGGUUUGGAAGCGUUCUUCGAUUUUAUUAUUGCAAUUGAUAAUACGAGAUUGGAUCAAGAUAACGAUACUCUUAAAGAACUUCUUAAAGCUGGUAUCGACAAAGAACUUACCAUGACAGUUUACAGCAGCAAAACACAGACUGUAAGGAAUGUAAAAAUAACACCAAGUAAUACGUGGGGAGGUCAAGGACUCCUGGGCGUGAGCAUCAGAUUUUGUUCCUUUGAAGGAGCUAAUGAAAAUGUGUGGCAUGUGCUGGAAGUUCAUCCUUCAUCUCCCGCUGAAUUGGCUGGUUUAAAGCCUUUUUCGGAUUAUAUUAUUGGAGCUGAUUCGGUGUUGCAUGAAAGUGAAGAUCUUUUUACUCUAAUUGCUGCUCAUGAAGGCAGAUGCUUGAAAUUAUAUGUUUAUAAUAUUGAUCAGGAUUCCUGUAGAGAAGUUACGAUUACGCCAAAUUCUAACUGGCCUGGAGAGGGAAGUCUAGGUUGUGGCAUUGGAUAUGGAUACCUUCAUCGUAUACCAGUUAAUAGCAUAGAACCAGAAAAGCAAUUGUUAUUACCUCCUCCCAAACAGCCAUCUGAUGUGGCUCCUAAAUCACCAGACGCCUCAGAAGCUGCUGCAGUGUUAAAGAGUGCUCCUGGUGCAGACGUUAAUAGGGAUUUAAGUGCUGGUAUGACUGGACUUUCAAUUCAAACGCCACAUCCAGCCUUAGUUGGCGGAACUACAACUGUACCUCAAUAUACGCAUCCUUCUCAGCCACCUGUAUUUACUACUUCUCAAUAUACAACACCUACGCAGGUUAUGGGAAGUGAUUACCAAGCUCCGCAGUACACAAGUGGUACGCAAAACCCUUAUGCAAGUAGCGUUUACCAAUCACACCCUGGGCAUUAUCCCGCAGGAGUCAGCGUAAAUCCUUACCAGGGGUCGCAGUACCCAGAUAAUCAGUACGCACCUGGAUCAUAUCUUCCUGAAUAUCCUCCAACAACUGUAAUCCAGGAAUCGUGGAGACCUCCAGCGGCUUCAGAAAUUGGUACCACCCAGCAUCUCUUUCCACAGCCUCCUCAAAGUAAUAUAGCAACAGUCAUGCCGUCCAUUCCACAAAAUGUUCCUGUGCCUUCAAGUAUUAUUGAUUCAUCCUUUGCUGGAAAAGCUGUGACUACCCCUAUAUCUCUUCCAGGAAUGCCACCAAUCACUGUGAGUGCAACAUUGCCCUUCAAUACAAUUGAAGCUAUACAAAAUGAACAGCAGGCCAACACUACUAUUGCUGCUACUCACUAAUAUUAAGGAACUGUAUUUAUUUAUUUUUAAUUUUUCAAGUUAAAUUUUGUUUUUAUAUAAAUAAAUUAAAUGAAUACAUUAUUUUACUUAUUAACAUAUAACCAUUGCUAAUAAAAUUCUUAUGCAUACUUUUAAAGUAAGUUUUCUUUUAUAAAAUUGUUUUAUAUAUAUGUUUUUAGAAAUUAUUCUUGGUUAUUUGUAGGAGCCAAUGUCAUUUAGGUUAUUUAAAAAACUGAUGGUGAAAGUGAUUGACUUUUGUUUUAUUGUGUUUCAUGAAAAUUAUAUAGUUUAAAAAUAAUAUAUGUUUAUUUAUUUAUAUAUUUUAGUUGAAAAAAAGGCAUUAUAAAUUUAUUGU